Molecule: messenger RNA, 1480 nt
Organism: Dufourea novaeangliae
Lineage: Eukaryota; Metazoa; Arthropoda; Insecta; Hymenoptera; Halictidae
Product: ADP-dependent glucokinase
Exons: 5
Coding region: 1-1449 (482 amino acids)
Biological process (GO): glucose metabolic process
Cellular component (GO): endoplasmic reticulum
Molecular function (GO): ADP-specific glucokinase activity
Source: RefSeq, a predicted model, not a curated record
AUGGGGUACAACAAGGGGUUGAAAUUCGGCACAGUUGUCACUGUGUUGAUGGUUUUAGUCGCGAUUUAUUAUCGAAACUCUGAAAAUGUUCUUCAGAAGCGUCUGAAAACUUUAAUUCGCGGCUUAGAGAGGAUUGAGAACAAACACGUGAUCAUUUCGAGACCGAAAGUCGCAAUAGGUUAUGGCGUGUGCACUGACGUUUUCGUGAACGCUGAACAGUUGUUAAAAUAUUCCGAGGAGAUUGGACAACCGGAACAUUUCGAUGAAAUAAACACAGAAUUGGAAUUGUUGAAGAGUUUCGCUUAUUACUUCCGACAUGGAGCCGCUGCAGAGAGAUACAUGCCGAACCGAACAUUAUUCGACGAUCUCGUUACAAAAGCUCGUUCAUUUCCGUCCUCUUAUUCUACUAUCGGUGGAAAUGCAGCUGUUAUGGCAUUACGAUUCGCUCGAGAGGGAUGCGACGUGACGCUUGCCGCAAAAUUGACGAAGUCAUUGCAUCAAAUGAUACCUCAGAUCAUCAAUGUUGUUGGGGGAGAAGUGAAACGGGACGAUAUUCAUUUAAUUAUAGAGUAUAAACACGGUGAUGUUUGGGGUCCUUACUCCAGCGCUAGAGCAAAUAGAUAUAUAGUCCACAACGAUGCCAUUAAUCCAUUGAUAAGUUCAUUUGAUGCAUUCGAUAAACUGUUAUCUACAUAUCAGCCUAACUUGCUUGUUAUCAGUGGCCUACAAAUGAUGGACAACUACCCAUUCCCAGAUGGUGAACAGAAGAAGCUUUUACUUAAGGUGAAGAAGCAAAUGAUGGAACGAUCGCCGUUAACGAGGAUCCAUUUCGAAAUGGCAUCGUUUGUAGAAGAUAAAUUACUGUUCGAAUUGUGCGAUUCGGUUAUACCGUUCGCGGACAGUUUGGGAAUGAACGAGCAAGAAAUUGCCAAUUUACAUAAUGCUAUGUAUUAUGGAAACAUUUCUUUAGUAGCCAAUUCGACGCCGCGAAUCGCGACGGUUUUAGAUCAGAUGCGAACGUUGUUUAAAUUGAUACGGAUGAAAAGCAAGUCAAUUCUCAAUUCGCGCGAGCUUACGCGAAUUCAUGUACAUACGUUAGCGUAUCAGGCUAUAUUUACUGUAAAAGGGACUACGUGGAAGAAUACGAUGGCCGCUGCAGCGAAAGCAUCGUUAACGGCACACAGACACGUAUGCGCGACAAGUUAUGUUGACGUUAGGAAAGCAGCCUUGAUUUUAGAUGAUAGCUUCUCGACGUCUAUCAUCGACGGUACUCGGAUAGCACUGGAUAUUAAUAAACCAGUUUCUUGUUGGGACGAAAUAUUGAGAACGGGAACCGAUGAUAUUUCCAUUCAAGUAUGCGUCGCACCUGUUCUGGUCUGCACUGAAGCGGCUCAGACUGCCGGUGGUGGUGAUAAUAUUUCAAGCGCGGGGCUUGUACUGCAAAUCUGAACUUUGCAUUUCGCACGAUACAAUCGAACGA